Humulus lupulus (European hop) is the source of this 498-nucleotide messenger RNA. RefSeq lists its product as uncharacterized. The transcript has 2 exons. Bases 1 to 498 code for a protein of 165 amino acids. The record is from RefSeq and is a predicted model, not a curated record. NCBI's taxonomy places the organism in Eukaryota, Viridiplantae, Streptophyta, Magnoliopsida, Rosales, Cannabaceae.
AUGGUGGUUCUUGAUGUCUAUAGAUUGAAUAACGUUGGAAUUGGGGCUUUCCUUGAAACUAAAAUCAAGGGAGUGAAAAUAAAGGCAGUUAUGAGUUCUACUUUUGUUGGUUGGGAGUAUUAUAGUAGUGUGAACUUGGAGGGUAGAAUUUUAUUGAUUUGGAAAGCUCAUUUGGAGAUCAUUCUAGGGGAUUUUAAUGCUGUUUUUUCUCCUAACGAUAGAUUGGGAGGGAGACCUAUCACAAUGAAAGAAAUGGAGGAUGCUCGGCAGUGGCUUGAUCUUGGCUUGGUUGAUGAAAUGAAGGUUAUGGGAUCCUUUUAUACUUGGUCUAACAAUCAAGAAGGGGGGACUCGCAUUUUCUCUAAGUUAGACAGGGUGUUUGCUAAUGAAGCCUGGCUUGACUCAUUUCCGUUAGUUGCUGUUGUUUCUCAAUGGGAGGUUAUAUCUGAUCAUUGUUUUAUUCUUCUUAAACAUCUUCCUACUUUGAGGAUGGGGUGA